Molecule: messenger RNA, 3908 nt
Organism: Ailuropoda melanoleuca (giant panda)
Lineage: Eukaryota; Metazoa; Chordata; Mammalia; Carnivora; Ursidae
Gene: NPR2
Product: natriuretic peptide receptor 2
Exons: 21
Coding region: 460-3867 (1135 amino acids)
Biological process (GO): receptor guanylyl cyclase signaling pathway; cGMP biosynthetic process; protein phosphorylation
Cellular component (GO): plasma membrane
Molecular function (GO): guanylate cyclase activity; ATP binding; protein kinase activity
Source: RefSeq, a predicted model, not a curated record
CUACCCCCUUGGUCCUCCUUUUCGCAGCUCUCAGCCCUCCUAGCCCCUUCAGCGGUGAGGUCCCCCCGGGUCUUUUCUUUGUACCAGCCUCCCCCCCACCCCCCCCCCAUCCCAGUCUUGGAUCCCCUUUUCCUUCUCAGCUUUAUCAGGCUCCUUCACCUCUCACUGCCCCCAUCCCAGUCGCAGGCCCCCUUGGUCCCUACCUUUUCCUGCCACCCUACUCAGCCCUCAAUCCUUGCCCCAGGCUGCUAGACCCACUCCCUACCUAUACCCCUAGGGCUUCCUCCCAUCUCCUCCUCUCCCAUCCCCACUGCUUUCUGUAUCCCAGCCUACCUAGCUUAUCCUCACUUCUCUUCCUGGCCAUCUUCCCCAGGUUCCAGGCUGGGUGGUGCUUGUGCCUCCUCGGUAGGCCAGAGUGGCGCCAGGUUCUGGGGCUGGUGGGGCUGCUGUUUUCUCCCCAUGGCACUGCCAUCACUCCUGCUGUUGGUGGCAGCCCUGGCAGGUGGGGUGCGUCCCCCCGGGGCACGGAACCUGACGCUGGCAGUGGUGCUGCCAGAACACAACUUGAGCUAUGCCUGGGCCUGGCCGCGGGUGGGUCCUGCUGUGGCCCUCGCUGUGGAGGCGCUGGGCCGGGCACUGCCCGUGGACCUUCGGUUUGUGAGCUCUGAACUAGAUGGCGCCUGCUCUGAGUACCUGGCACCGCUGCGCGCUGUGGACCUCAAGCUAUACCAUGACCCCGAUCUUCUGUUGGGCCCUGGUUGCGUGUACCCUGCUGCCUCUGUGGCCCGCUUUGCCUCCCACUGGCGUCUUCCCCUGCUGACUGCGGGUGCUGUGGCCUCUGGUUUCGCAGCUAAGAAUGAGCAUUAUCGUACCCUGGUGCGCACUGGCCCCUCUGCUCCCAAGCUGGGUGAGUUUGUAGUGACAUUACACGGGCACUUCAAUUGGACGGCCCGUGCUGCCUUGCUGUAUCUGGACGCUCGCACAGAUGACCGGCCCCACUACUUCACCAUCGAGGGCGUCUUUGAGGCCCUGCAGGGCAGCAACCUCAGUGUGCAGCACCAGGUGUAUGCCCGUGAGCCGGGGGGCCCUGAGCAGGCCACCCACUUCAUCCGGGCCAACGGGCGCAUCGUGUAUAUCUGUGGCCCUUUGGAGAUGCUGCAUGAGAUCCUUCUUCAGGCCCAGAGGGAGAACCUGACCAACGGGGAUUAUGUCUUCUUUUACCUGGACGUCUUUGGGGAGAGUCUCCGUGCUGGCCCCACACGCUCGACAGGCCGGCCCUGGCAGGACAAUCGCACCCGGGAACAGGCCCAGGCCCUGAGAGAGGCCUUUCAGACAGUAUUGGUGAUCACUUACCGAGAACCCCCAAAUCCUGAGUAUCAGGAAUUCCAGAAUCGUCUGCUGAUAAGAGCCCGGGAAGAUUUUGGUGUGGAGCUGGCCCCCUCCCUGAUGAACCUCAUUGCUGGCUGCUUCUAUGAUGGGAUCCUGCUGUACGCUGAAGUCCUGAACGAAACAAUACAGGAGGGAGGCACCCGGGAAGACGGGCUUCGAAUUGUGGAGAAGAUGCAGGGACGAAGAUACCACGGUGUGACCGGACUGGUUGUUAUGGACAAGAACAAUGACCGAGAGACUGACUUUGUCCUGUGGGCCAUGGGAGACCUGGAUUCUGGGGACUUCCAGCCUGCAGCCCACUACUCAGGAGCUGAGAAGCAGAUUUGGUGGACAGGACGGCCCAUUCCGUGGGUGAAGGGGGCCCCCCCCUUGGACAAUCCCCCCUGUGCCUUUGACUUGGACGACCCAUCCUGUGAUAAAACUCCACUUUCAACUCUGGCGAUAGUGGCACUGGGCACAGGAAUCACCUUCAUCAUGUUUGGUGUUUCCAGCUUCCUCAUUUUCCGUCCUUACAGAAAGCUGAUGCUGGAGAAGGAGCUGGCUAGCAUGUUGUGGCGCAUUCGCUGGGAAGAACUGCAGUUUGGCAAUUCAGAACGAUACCAUAAAGGUGCAGGCAGUCGCCUCACACUGUCGCUGCGGGGAUCCAGUUACGGCUCGCUCAUGACAGCCCAUGGGAAAUACCAGAUCUUUGCCAACACCGGUCACUUCAAGGGCAAUGUUGUUGCCAUCAAACAUGUGAAUAAGAAGCGCAUCGAGCUGACCCGGCAGGUUCUGUUCGAACUCAAACACAUGAGAGAUGUUCAGUUCAACCAUCUCACUCGUUUCAUUGGUGCCUGCAUUGACCCCCCCAACAUUUGCAUCGUGACCGAGUAUUGUCCUCGGGGGAGUUUACAGGAUAUUCUGGAAAAUGACAGCAUCAACUUGGACUGGAUGUUUCGUUACUCCCUCAUUAAUGACCUUGUUAAGGGCAUGGCCUUUCUCCAUAACAGCAUUAUUGCAUCCCAUGGGAGUCUCAAGUCCUCCAACUGUGUGGUGGAUAGUCGUUUUGUGCUCAAAAUCACAGACUAUGGCCUGGCCAGCUUCCGUUCAACUGCUGAACCCGAUGACAGCCACGCCCUCUAUGCCACCUAUUCCCUCUUUUCAGAGAAGCUGUGGACUGCCCCAGAACUUCUCAGUGGGAACCCACUGCCAACCACAGGCAUGCAGAAGGCUGAUGUCUAUAGCUUUGGGAUCAUCUUACAGGAGAUAGCACUUCGCAGUGGCCCUUUCUACUUGGAAGGCCUGGACCUCAGCCCCAAAGAGAUUGUCCAGAAGGUCCGAAAUGGUCAGCGGCCCUACUUCCGCCCGAGCAUUGACCGGACCCAACUGAAUGAAGAGCUAGUAUUGCUGAUGGAGCGAUGUUGGGCCCAGGAACCAGCUGAGCGGCCAGACUUUGGACAAAUUAAGGGCUUUAUUCGCCGCUUUAACAAGGAGGGCGGCACGAGCAUAUUGGACAACUUGCUGCUGCGCAUGGAGCAGUACGCCAAUAACCUGGAGAAGCUGGUGGAGGAGCGCACACAGGCCUACCUGGAGGAGAAGCGCAAGGCUGAGGCUCUGCUCUACCAGAUUCUACCCCAUUCAGUGGCAGAGCAGUUAAAACGGGGAGAGACUGUACAGGCUGAGGCCUUUGACAGUGUUACCAUCUACUUCAGUGACAUUGUUGGCUUCACAGCUUUGUCAGCAGAGAGCACCCCCAUGCAGGUGGUGACACUUCUUAAUGACCUGUAUACCUGCUUUGAUGCCAUAAUUGACAACUUUGACGUCUACAAGGUAGAAACGAUUGGAGAUGCCUACAUGGUGGUGUCUGGCCUCCCAGGCCGAAAUGGUCAACGCCAUGCCCCGGAAAUUGCUCGUAUGGCCCUAGCAUUACUGGAUGCAGUUUCUUCCUUCCGCAUCCGCCACCGGCCCCAUGACCAGCUGAGGCUACGCAUAGGGGUCCACACUGGGCCUGUGUGUGCUGGGGUUGUUGGCCUGAAGAUGCCCCGCUAUUGUCUUUUUGGAGACACAGUGAACACUGCUUCCCGCAUGGAGUCUAAUGGUCAAGGGAAAAGGAAAGAUGCGAACCUACUGGCUCCUAGGAGAGCGGAAAGGACCCUCUGGACUCCUGUAAACCCUACUUCUUCCCAAAUCAGACGGUCUCCUGCUGCUGGUACCUGGGUGGGCAGUGGUUACCAUCUCUCCAUGCACCAGAAAUGGACAUGUCGUGUAAGAUGGAAACCAAUGUGCACAAAAACCCUACCUUAUAUGGAAGCUGUGGCUCUUUGCAGCUCAGGCUUGUACAUAUACCUGCCUCACUCUGGCCUGGUUCCCUUCUUCCUUACCUUCUGUAAAUAUCUGUAUCUAAACCAGAAUAUUUUGGCCAAAUAUAAAACAACAAAAAAUGUCAUGGUGUCAGAGUCUGGGUUAGGGACAAGUCCAAGGAAAGGUUAUGGAGUGUGAACAUGGUAACGCAUGGAAUCACUGAAUUAAGAGUCUCAGGG